This is a messenger RNA of Gregarina niphandrodes, 1503 nucleotides long. Its product is annotated as RNA recognition motif protein. The transcript has a single exon. Bases 1 to 1503 code for a protein of 500 amino acids. NCBI's taxonomy places the organism in Eukaryota, Apicomplexa, Conoidasida, Eugregarinorida, Gregarinidae. Gene Ontology annotation, molecular function: RNA binding. The record is from RefSeq and is a predicted model, not a curated record.
AUGAGAGCCGGAGAAAGCAAACCGGACGAUGCGUUGACCUAUACACAGCUGAAGGGUGAAGAGGAAGAAGAACUGCCACAAAAGAGGCCGCUGGACCGGUCCGUGAGCUGUGUCCUGGACACACCCAAACGGGUACAUACUGCCACUAACACAGAAUAUACCCCCCUUACCGAGCCACUCUCUAGCCCCGGGGAACAGAGCCCCGAGAAACUCCUCGAGGAACAGCGCCCCCCCGGGGAACACAGCCCCGGGGAACACCCCCCGGGGGAGCACAGGGCCGCGGAAAGUCCAGAAGCUCUAGACGCGAGGGAGGCACCGCCUAGCCCAGAAGAAGCACCCACAUGCGAGGGCAGCUCUGACAAUGCUCGGUCUGAAACAGCGGACGGCCCGGAAGGGGAGAAUGCCGAUGGAGUCACGGGGUUACCUCUAGAGUCGACACCUGCGGCACAAACUCGACAGCCGGCCGAAGCAGUCUCGACGGCUGCAGCCGGCACGAGCACAGAACUCACCACUCAUUCGGUCGAUGGCAGGUCAUUGGACGCCAGGUCAGCUUCAGGAAGGUCAGCGGAAGACAGGUCAACGGCGGAAGACAGAUCAGCAGCAGAAGAAAGGUUAGCGGAAGACAGACGGAUAGCGGAAGAGACUCAACGUACCCGCCCGCGUACGUUGGAGCUUGACCCUCGAGCAUUGGAAAUGGGUCCACGGGGGUCGGUGGAAAACACGACGUUGUGGAUCGGGGAUUUGGAGCGGUGGGAGGAUGAGGAGUACAUUUAUGCCUACUUCGAACAGUACUUCCCCCAGUCGGUGACGUCAGUGAAGGUGGCUCGUGACAAGGAUCAGCAGCGUUCGCUCGGUUACGGCUUCGUUGACUUCUGCAGUCGCGAGGUGGCGGAACGUGUGCUCGCCGCCGCACCCGUCUUCAAACGUUCCCACGGCCGCCGUUUCAAACUGACUUGGGCUCGCGGCAAAACACGGCAACCAUUUAACCCCGCUCGACGAGGCUUGACCGCUUCCGGUGGGGUCAUCCAUUCCGCCCCGCAUCUCGGACCAGGUGCCCAUCUGGCACCGCACUUGGGGCCAAGCUCAUUGGCGCCUUCUUCGCACUUUGCGGGUUCGCAGUUCGGCUUGGGGCCGCUGGUCCCGGCGCCGGCGCCGGCGCCGUUCGUGCCCGGGGGCGCGCGGUGGUGUGUGGAUGUACCCAAGUUACCAGCGGGAUGUUCUCACCAGCGACUGCUGGAACUCGUGCUGAAACCACUUGCCCUCGAAGGCUGUACAAUCCUCGAACCUUACGACGGCGACAGUGUUCGUCUCGUCUUCGCAGCUGCCAACGCCUUCUUCGCCUUCAUCGCGCGCUACCGAGACUGGCGAAUCGACCUCGCCGGCCUCACCCUUACCUACGCCGUCCCAGCAGAUGUCAUGGACUCCUGGACCCGCAUGUACGAACAAAGUGUCACCGGAGCCAACGCCGACUACCAAGCCACGCCCCAAUGGCAACGCAUGUAG